AUGCUGCUACUACAACUGUUUGCGGUAUUGAGCUUUUUAUUCCAAACCUGCAUACCGACAUGUCAGGCGUCGCCAAUUGACAGGCUCUCGGAGAAGGAGGUUGAAGACCGUUUAGAUGCUCUUCUCCAGUCACGAGCUUCUUACAAGAACCUCCCACCGCUAGAAGCAUACCCCUCUCCGGAGUCACGAACGUUGAAGCCGGGGAGUAUACCGGAGUACGUUGCAAAGUACGCUCCACUUGUUUUCCUCUACUCGGAAGAAAAGUACUUACCAUACGACAUUGAAGAGUAUGUCUCACAUUUUCGCCCCACAUGGAGAAACGGUACAGUGAUAGAUUUACCGGGGAAAGACCGAAACGAUCCACUUUACAAAAACCAGGUCUUGCAUUUGUCAGAUUUGGAAAACCUACCUCAGUCAACACACGAGGAGUUGGUUUUCCUGUCAUCACUAUCAGAUUUUGACGUGGACCCAGAGUGGAUAACGGGGGUGCACAACAAGCCAAACUACUACAACGGAGAAAUAAAGGACGCACCCGUGACCCUCAUAGUGACCGACAAGGGAAAAGGGUGGGUUGACGCAUACUGGUUCUUUUUCUACUCAUUCAAUCUCGGACCGUUUGUCAUGGGGUUUGGGCCAUUCGGAGACCACAUAGGGGACUGGGAGCAUUGCUUGGUGCGUUUUUAUAAAGGGGAGCCGGUGAUAAUAUGGAUGUCUGCACACGGAGGAGGAGGUGCAUAUUUUUACGAUCACAUGGAGAAGGAGACCCUGGACUCUUCUGGAAUUGCCGUUGGCAACGGGGUGCAGCCCGUGAUCUUUUCUGCCCGUGGGACGCACGCCAACUAUCCAAGCACCGGCCAACAUAGCCACGAUCUUCCCUAUUCGAUUUUGAGCGACUUUACUGACCGGGGAGGUCUUUGGAACACUGCGUUGAACUACCUUGCUUACACCUAUACCCCUGCCGAUGACAACCUUUCAGGAGAGGCGGCGGGCAUGGAGCUCAGUCUUGCAAACGGGUCGCAUCCCUUCCGGGAGUCCAAGUACGGGAAGUGGCUAGAGUACAAUGGUGCGUGGGGGGACCCGAAGCUCGAGCCGGAGGACCCACGGCAGCACUGGUCGCCCUUCGAGUGGAAGUACAUCGACGGCCCGACGGGCCCGUUGACGAAGAACCUUGUGCGCACGAGUCCGUGCCAGCGGGCCAAGUGGUGGAACUUCUGGAACGGGUGCAACGUGCGGAGAUACAUCCAGUACGGGCAAGGCGUGUUUGACCAGGAGGGCAACAACAGCUGCGGGAGCUUGUACGUGCACUUCAAGAACAAGUGGGUGAGGAAGCUGGUGGAGGUGGUCACCUGGGGCGGGUGGGUGUGUUUCUCGAUAGAUUUGGUAUUUGGGUAA
Pichia membranifaciens NRRL Y-2026 is the source of this 1392-nucleotide messenger RNA. RefSeq lists its product as hypothetical. The record is from RefSeq and is a predicted model, not a curated record. The coding region runs from base 1 to 1392 and encodes 463 amino acids. The transcript has a single exon. Lineage: Eukaryota; Fungi; Ascomycota; Pichiomycetes; Pichiales; Pichiaceae.